CACGGAUUAUCAAGGGCGAUAUGCGGGCGGUUAUUAUAGCAACGAAGGAUACGUUGGUCAAGAAUUUGUCGGCGUCACACGGUACCCGGGUUUCUACAGCCCAAAUGUUGGAAGCAGGCCUGACAGUGGAUCGUCUGAAUAUUCGUCGGAAACCAGACGCACUUCCGACCGCCGACGCCGACUAGUGAUAAUUACAGUCGCCGUUACAGUGACAUGUGUACUGAUUGUCGGGGCCAUCGUCGGCGCCGUCAUAGCGUCUUCUCUUGCUGAAGAUGGAAACGAUCAGCCCAUAGAAUAUGUGGAAAUCGACGUUACAAAGGACAUCAAAACCGAAGUGACGUUGGACGGGAAAGAGUUUCAUGUAGAUUACCUCAACAUGUCAUCUGACAAGUCCAUGAAAGCCGCUGCCGAGCUUGAGAAAAUGUAUGAUGAACAGUUCACCAACAGUGAAUAUAAGGACAUAUAUGUUGGAACCACCGUCCUUGGAUUUCGAAACGGAAGUUUGAUUGGCGAGGUCAACUCGGAAUUCAAAAUUAAGGUCAAGAUCGAAAAGAAGAAACCGGCGGAUACAACGUCUGAAACCACAACGCAAGCUACAAUCAAACUGAGCGCCGAAGACCUGGGGCUUAAAAUGGAAGUUGUAAUGAGUGUCAUCGAGAAGAUACCAGGCAUAAAGCCCAACGCAAUUUCAGAGGUAGACAAGUGUGACUCAAGCCCGUGUCAGAAUUCCGGAACAUGUGAAGGCCGCAUCAACCAAUAUGUGUGCCUUUGUCCACCUGGCUAUUCUGGGAUCAACUGUGAAACAGACAUCGACGAGUGUGACAGUUUCCCGUGCAAGCUCGAAGGUAUCUGCAAGGACUCGGUGGACAACUACACUUGUACGUGUCAGCGCGGUACAACCGGCAGGAACUGCGAAAUAAAUAUCGACGACUGUACACCCAAUCCAUGUGUUCAUGGCACGUGCAAUGAUGAACUGAAUGGGUACACAUGCACCUGUCAUCGUGGGUACACAGACAAGAACUGCACAACUGAUAUUGAUGACUGCGAUUCCAAGCCCUGUGUGCAUGGCAACUGUUCUGACCAAGUAGCAGGCUACACAUGCGCAUGUGAAACAGGAUACACUGAUAGUAUUUGUCAAACAGAUAUUGAUGACUGCAAUCCAAUGCCAUGUGUGCAUGGCAACUGUACUGACCAAGUGGCUGGGUACACGUGCACCUGUAAACCUGGGUACACUGGUAUUAACUGUCAAACCGAUAUUGACGACUGCGCCUCCCGCCCCUGUAUGCAUGGCAACUGUACGGAUAAAGUAGCAGGGUUUACAUGCUCUUGCUACCCUGGAUACUCAGGAACAGCCUGCCAAAUUGAUAUUGACGACUGCGCCUCCCGCCCUUGUAUGCAUGGUAACUGUACGGAUAAAGAAGCAGGGUUUACAUGCUCUUGCUACCCUGGAUACUCCGGCACAACCUGCCAAACAGACAUUGACGACUGUGUCGGUGUUGUGUGCCAAAAUGGAGGCACUUGUAGGGAUAUGGUCAAUGGCUACAUCUGCAGCUGUGCACAUGGCUAUGUGGGUCUGAUGUGUGAAACUAACAAAAACGAUUGCAAUUCAAGCGUCUGUCAGAACGGUGCCACUUGUGUCGAUCUUGUAAAUGACUACCGAUGCAACUGUCACGCUGGCUACAUGGGGGACCACUGUGAAAUUGAUAUCAACGAGUGCUCUCUUAAUCCAUGUAUCAAUGGGGCUUCCUGCAUUGAUCAAGUAAACAACUACACCUGCGUGUGUAGAGCUGGUUUUACUGGACGUAACUGCGAUUCAGAUAUCAACGAGUGCAUGCCGAAUCCAUGUCAUAAUGGGUCCACAUGCGUGGAUCAGGUGAACAAUUAUACAUGCGUCUGUAAAGCGGGUUUCACUGGACGUAACUGUGAUACAGAUAUCAACGAAUGCUCCCUUAAUCCAUGCAACAAUGGGGCCUCUUGCAUUGAUCAAGUAAACAACUUCACAUGCUUGUGUAGAGCUGGUUUCACCGGACGUAACUGCGAUACAGAUAUCAACGAGUGCAUGCCGAAUCCAUGCAAUAAUGGGUCCACAUGUGUCGACCAGGUGAACAAUUAUACAUGCGUCUGUAAAGCGGGUUUUACUGGACGUUACUGCGAUACAGAUAUUCACGAGUGCUCUCCAAAUCCAUGCAACAAUGGGGCCUCCUGCAUUGAUCAAGUAAACAACUACACCUGCUUGUGUAUAGCUGGUUUCACUGGACGUAACUGCGAUUCAGAUAUCAACGAGUGCAUGCCGAAUCCAUGUAAUAAUGUAUCCACAUGUGUGGACCAGGUGAACAAUUAUACAUGCGUCUGUAAAGCGGGUUUCACUGGACGUAACUGUGAUACAGAUAUCCACGAGUGCUCUCCAAAUCCAUGCAACAAUGGGGCCUCCUGCAUUGAUCAAGUAAACAACUACACCUGCUUGUGUAUAGCUGGUUUCACUGGACGUAACUGCGAUUCAGAUAUCAACGAGUGCAUGCCGAAUCCAUGCAAUAAUGGGUCCACAUGCGUGGACCAGGUGAACAAUUAUACAUGCGUCUGUAAAGCGGGUUUUAUUGGACGAAACUGUGAAACAGGUAUCAACGAGUGCUCUCCAAAUCCAUGCAAGAAUGGGUCCACGUGCGUUGAUCAAGUAAACAACUACACUUGCCUGUGUAGAGCUGGUUAUACUGGUCGUAACUGCGAUACAGAUAUCAAUGAAUGCUCAACGAGUCCAUGCAUGAAUGGUUCCACAUGCGUUGAUCUAGUGAACGACUAUUUCUGUGUCUGCGGGCCAGGCUCUAAUGGAAAGAAUUGUGAUAUUGCUUUGUCAACUACAACUUUAAGUACAGCAGGAACAACCAAAGCCUCAACAACAGCGUCACAAAACACAUCGAUCACUUGGAACCAAACAACUGGAACAACAGCACCAUCUAACACUUGGAACCAAACAUCUGGCACAACAACACAAUUAAACACUUGGAACCAAACGUCUGGAACAACAACACCAUCAAACAUUUGGAACCAAACAUCUGGCACAACAACACUAUUUAACACUUGGAACCAAACAUCUGAGACAAUAACACAAUCAACCACUUGGAACCAAACGUAUAGAACAACAACUCCAGCAAACACUUGGAACCUAACAUCUGUCACAACAACACCAUUAAAUAAUUGGAACCAAACAUCUGGAACAACAACACCAACAACCACUCGGACCCAAACAUCUGAAACAACAACACCAAGAUACCCAGCAACAAACACUACAUGGUUUCCGACAACUGAAACAACACCACCAAGAUCAACUACCUCUUCUGUUCCGACUUGCAACCCAAACAGCACAUACUUCAUUACUGGAAUGAUGAAUACUACGUGGAGCUCGACAAUGGAUGAUACUAACUCAAGUCUCUACCACAAUAUGAGCACCAUGUUGACAAAUGAGAUUUCAAUACGAUUGAGCAGUUUCGGAAUGCCCGUGUGUGUCAUGAUGGUGAAAUUAAUGCCAAUUGGAAAUCUUUCGUCUUCAAUUUCUGCGACGUCGAGCGGUCCGAAUAUUACAGGCUUCCUCUCACAAGUGCAACUAGGUUCUGUCGAAUACAGUGACCAGGCGAUUCUUGGCAUGCUGAAUAAUUUCUCAGACAGCUAUAUGUACUUUAUGGACGUAGAAAGCAAGUAUUUGUUCUGCCUAACCACAACUAUGCCCACUACACCGCCAAAUAUGUCAUGUGGAGGCCGAUUUUAUGGAAGUGGCAGCAUUUUUUCUCCAAAUUACCCAUCAAACUAUCCAAAUAGCCAGACCUGUAUUUACUACUUACAAUCGAACGCCAGCUCGCGACUGUGCCUUCGUUUUGAUGACUUUAAUACAGAAUCUGGGUACGACUAUGUGUAUGCGCAUGACGGCCCAAACACGAAUUACACACUACUUGGAAGUUUUUCCGGAAACAUCAGUGCUUAUUUUACAAGAUGCUCUUCCGGCCCCUAUUUGACGGUGAAUUUCACUUCUGGUGAAACUGUCAGUGACACCGGAUUCUAUGCACAAUUCUUUUCUUCAAAUGAUACGUAUACGAGUGAGUAA
Messenger RNA from Dreissena polymorpha, 4093 nucleotides. Its product is annotated as fibropellin-1-like. Gene Ontology annotation, biological process: Notch signaling pathway. Gene Ontology annotation, molecular function: calcium ion binding; Notch binding. The record is from RefSeq and is a predicted model, not a curated record. The transcript is spliced from 32 exons. Lineage: Eukaryota; Metazoa; Mollusca; Bivalvia; Myida; Dreissenidae. The coding region runs from base 377 to 4093 and encodes 1238 amino acids.